Molecule: messenger RNA, 944 nt
Organism: Chlorocebus sabaeus (green monkey)
Lineage: Eukaryota; Metazoa; Chordata; Mammalia; Primates; Cercopithecidae
Product: transcription initiation factor TFIID subunit 9
Biological process (GO): RNA polymerase II preinitiation complex assembly; DNA-templated transcription initiation
Cellular component (GO): transcription factor TFTC complex; SAGA complex; transcription factor TFIID complex
Molecular function (GO): RNA polymerase II general transcription initiation factor activity; protein heterodimerization activity; transcription coactivator activity
Source: RefSeq, a predicted model, not a curated record
UGUUGCUUCCGAACAUCCUGCUCACUGGUACACCAGAGGUUGGAAAAACUACACUAGGCAAAGAACUUGCAUCAAAAUCGGGACUGAAAUACAUUAAUAUUGGUGAUUUAGCUUGAGAGGUCUGAUCAUCGGAUAUCAUGGAGUCUGGCAAGGUGGCUUCUCCCAAGAGCAUGCCGAAAGAUGCACAGAUGAUGGCACAAAUCCUGAAGGAUAUGGGGAUUACAGAAUAUGAGCCAAGAGUUAUAAAUCAGAUGUUGGAGUUUGCCUUCCGAUAUGUGACCACAAUUCUAGAUGAUGCAAAAAUUUAUUCAAGCCAUGCUAAGAAAGCUACCGUUGAUGCAGAUGAUGUGCGAUUGGCAAUCCAGUGCCGCGCUGACCAGUCUUUCACCUCUCCUCCCCCAAGGGAUUUUUUAUUAGAUAUCGCAAGACAAAGAAAUCAAACCCCUUUGCCACUGAUCAAGCCAUAUUCAGGUCCUAGGUUGCUACCUGAUAGAUAUUGCUUAACAGCUCCAAACUAUAGGCUGAAAUCUUUACAGAAAAAGGCAUCAACUUCUGUGGGAAGAAUAACAGUCCGGCGGUUAAGUGUUGGUUCAGUUACUAGCAGACCAAGUACUCCCACACUAGGCACACCAACCCCACAGACCAUGUCUGUUUCAACUAAAGUAGGGACUCCCAUGUCCCUCACAGGUCAAAGGUUUAUAGUACAGAUGCCUACUUUGCAGUCUCCAGCUGUAAAAGCUUCAAUUCUUGCAACCUCAGCAGUUCAGAAUGUUCUAAUUAACCCAUCAUUAAUUGGGUCCAAAAACAUUCUUAUUACCACUAAUAUGGUGUCAUCACAAAAUACUGCCAAUGAAUCAUCAAAUGCAUUGAAAAGAAAACGUGAAGAUGAUGAUGAUGACGAUGAUGAUGACAAUGACUAUAAUUUCUAAUCUAGCUUUGCUGCA